AUGGAAUCAUUGGACAAAUUUCGUCAUUUCUGGCAAGAAGAAAUCUCAAAAGAGAAAUCUAAUCAAUCAAAUUCUGUCAAUGAUAUUCCACAAAGUCCAACUGGUGAUCUCUGUCGAUUAGGUACAAAAUCUAAACAUUCAAUUGAAUGUCAAACAUCGAUUCCACUACCAUCUCAAUCAAUUCGUCCAUCGUAUUCAAUAACUAAUAAUGCAUCAUUUACAAUUGGUAUUCGAACAUUUAUUGCUUCAAAUUCUUCUUCGUCCACAAAAUUAUCAUUAAUUGAACCACCACCACUUAAAAAAUUAAAAACAUCAAAUUUAACAUUAAUUGAUGAAUUAAUACGAGAUAUUGAUGAAUCAACAGACAUACCAUUUUUUAAUAUAUCAUUACCACGUGAAAUAGCAUUACAUAUAUUUAAUUAUUUAUCAAUUAAAGAUUUAUAUUCAUGUUUACAAGUAUGUAAAUCAUGGUAUUCAUUAUCAUGUGAUGAUAUAUUAUGGUAUAAUUUAUAUAAACGAUUAAAAUUUGAUAAAAUAAAUAAAAAUCCUGAUUAUACUUGGAAAAAUCAUAUUAAAGAAGCUAUUUUAUCAAAUCAAAAAUUAAUACAAAAUUUUAAAAAUCAUCAAUGUCGUACAACUAAAUUAACUAAUCGUCUUGGUAUUGUUUUAACAUGUGCAAAUAAUAAUCAAACAACAAUUCUUGCUGGUUAUUCCACUGGUAUUAUUCGUACAUGGUCUAUUGAAUCUAUUCUUAAUGUUAAUGAUAAUGAUGAAGAUAAUGAACAAUUAAAUACACCUGAUAUUAUUUAUGAAUCAACAGAUACAAAUCAAGAUACAGAUUUAUCAAGUGUUAAAUCAGUAGGAUUUUUAAAAAAUGAUAUUUAUGCUAUACAUGAUAAUGGUCUAUUAGAAGUUUGGACGAAAGAUAUCGGUGAUAAACCUCGUUACACUCAACAAUUAACAUCAUUACCAAUUCAACAUAUUGCAAAUGAUGAUAAAAUAUUAUGUACUGCAAGUCGAUCGAAAUUUUGUGUAUGGAAUUUUAAUGAGAAUGAAUCAAUUCCUCAAUAUCAAGAACUUAAUUUCCUAACCGAUUUAAACGAACGUAUUUUAUCAUUCUGUAUGUCUAGUCAUCAUUCCGUACCAAUAUCAAUAAUUGCUGCUAAUAAAUCUCUAUGGUGUAUAUCAUUAUCAAAUCUAAUACAUCGUCAUUCAUUUUAUUCAAUACUUGAUUCAGAUUAUAUACAAAAAAUUCCAUUAGAUAUUCAUAAUGAUGAACCUAUAGCUAUAAUUGGACUUGAUCGUGAAAUAAAAUUAUUUGAUUUAGCAAGUGGUCGUUGUAAUAUUGUAUCAACAAAUUAUAAAAAUUCUCCAGCAAGUAUUCAUUUAAUUCGUGCUGAUAAAUGUCCUAUAAAUGAAUUUAUAGUUGCAUUUGAUAAUUUUCAAAUAAGUAUAUUUGAUCGACGACAAAAAGAAGGAGCUAUACAACAUUUUUAUAAUCAUUUUUCUACAAUAACAACAUUACAAAUGGAUACAUGGAAAUUAGCAAGUACAGAUGUAUGUGGUUUUGUUCGACUUUGGGAUCGACGAAUGUAUCCACAUUCAUUAUGGCAUAUGAAUCCUCAAUCACAUCCUGUUACACAUUGUUCAUUUGAUAAACAAACACUUAUUUUUGCAUUAACACCAUAUUGCAAACAACCAGAUAUGAUUGAUUAUCAAAUUGAUCCUGAUCGAUUAUCAGGACAUAUUUAUGUAUGUGAUUUUAAAUCUGAUAUUUCAACACAACUUGAUGAUGAUUUAAAAAUUUGUACAUCAUCUUAUGAUGUUCCACAAGCAUCGAAUAGAAGGAUUGGUUUACAUACGCCAUAUGAUAUUAUUGAAGAAUUUCUUUUUUUUUUUUUAAUUUUAUGUCAAUUAAAGUAUUAUUUAAUGGAUAAUUUGUAUAGUUAUGAUUAUCAAUUUCGUUUAAUUGUUGUUGGAGAUUCAACUGUUGGAAAGUCAUCAUUAUUGCGAACAUUUUGUGAUGGAGUUUUUUCACAAGAUCCAGAUCCAACAGUUGGUGUGGAUUUUCAUGUAAGAAUCAUUGAAAUAAAACCAGGUGUGAAAGUUAAAUUACAAUUAUGGGAUACAGCUGGACAAGAACGAUUUAGAAGUAUUACACGUGCUUAUUAUCGUAAUUCUGUUGGUGUUCUUCUUAUAUAUGAUACAACAAAUUAUGUUAGUUUUACACAUGUAACCAAUUGGUUAAAUGAUGCCCGUCAACAAAUAGAACCAUAUCAUUGUGUUUUUCUUCUUGUUGGUACAAAAAUUGAUCGAGAAUCUGAACGACAAGUGACAACAGAAGAAGGCAAAGCCUUUGCAGAUUUUCAUAAUAUUCCAUUUAUUGAAACAUCAUCAAAAUCUUCUCUCUAUGUACAAGAAGCAUUUGCACUUAUUGCUCGUGAAAUUUAUGAUUUAUUAAUUGAAGGCCGUAUUCAUAUUCAAAAAGGAUGGGAUGGAGUAAAAGUUGGUCCUAAUACAGCUAAUGCAAAUCAGAAUCAAUCAAUUGAUAUUACGCAAAACAAUCAACCUCAUCGAAGUGGAUGUUGUGGAGGCUAA
Molecule: messenger RNA, 2598 nt
Organism: Rotaria sp. Silwood1
Lineage: Eukaryota; Metazoa; Rotifera; Eurotatoria; Philodinida; Philodinidae
Source: the annotation of a GenBank genome assembly